AUGUCCACACCCUUAUUUUCUUUUUUUGUGAAUUUUCAAUAUAUUUCCUUUUCAUUUUUUAGUAUAAAAUUCAUAGAAAAUAAUAUUCUUUGA
This is a messenger RNA of Spirodela intermedia, 93 nucleotides long. The record is from the annotation of a GenBank genome assembly. Lineage: Eukaryota; Viridiplantae; Streptophyta; Magnoliopsida; Alismatales; Araceae.